CGAUAUCUUUAUAUUCGACGAGGAGGUUAAAUAAUAUCACAGGUUUUUGUCUGAAGAAAAUAAAGUUCAAGUUCAAAGAAAACUAUGCCGCCUAAAAAACGAAAGAAGGAAGUUAAGCAGAUAUCUAUAGAGCAAUUACCAACGAUAGAACCAGAUAUUCCUGAGGUGUUGGAACCAGAAGAGCCACCGAAGCCUCUGAUAUCAGUGGUAACAGGGGAACCAUACGGUCCCCGGGUUUGUUGCAUCAGCGAAAAGAAAGAAGAAGAAAGUUCUGACGACGAGCCUGAAUCUGAAAGCGACGAUGAACUUAAACACGAUGAUGUACCGCAAGUGCCUUCAGAAUUUUGGCACAUACAGAAGCUUAUUAGGUACAUGAAGGCCGGAAAUCAAACAGCGACCAUGGUGGCUCUUUGCCUUCUGAAGGAUUACGACCUUCAGAGCAAGAUUAUACAAAAAGCGAUUCAAGGAAUGGGAGGCCUAGAAAUCUUAGUGAACCUGCUCGAAACGAAAGAUUUAAAAUGUCAGAAUGGUUCUCUGACAGUUUUACUUCGGAUUGCAUCUUCCACGGAUAUGCGACGAUACCUGAUUGAUCUUGGAAUCGUAACACCGUUGAUUGAAAUGUUGAGGCAUCCAGCUAGAAAUAUUCAGGUUUUGGCUACCGAGACCAUGGCUAUCAUCGCUAAAAUCAGAAAAGCGAGAAAGCAAAUACGUAUACGAGGUGGUAUACCUCUCAUCCUGGAUGUAAUGGACGUUCCAGACAAUAUUCUAAAACGUCCUUUCGACGACUUAAACGAAACCAAUCAGGAGUUAGUCGCAGUUGCAAUUGGUUGUGCCAAGGUUUUGGAUUCUGUGAGCAGUAGCCCGAAAGUGAAGGAGGAGCUUUACAAAUACGGAGUGGUGAAGCUUAUGGAACGUUUCUUGAAAUCUACGUGCACAUCUCUGAUAAUACCCAUGAUGGGUACUGUUCAACAGUGUGCAAUCUUGAACGUAUUUCAGAAAGCCUUCGAACAGACGGACAUCAUGCCCAGUGUGGUAAGGCAUUUGAAGAAGACGGACGAUGUUAAAUUAAAGGAAAAUUGCGCAUUGGCUAUAUUCAAUUGCGGUACGAACAAAGUAGCAAGGGACAUAGUUCGAGAAGCAUCUGGUCUAGAUAUGCUGUGCAAGCUUAUACAGGACAAAAGUGUUUGCGCUAACAAGCAUCUGCUAGCUGCCGUCACGGGUGGAAUUUGGAAAUGCGCUAUAAGCGCAGAAAAUAUAAUAAGAUUCAAUCAGAAUGGUCUGGUGGCAUUAUUGGUGCCAUUUUUAGAAGAGCACGAAGACGAGGACGUACUGGCUCAUGUAGUAGGAGCCCUAGCUGAAUGUUGCAAAGAUCCAGCUAACAGAAAUAUUUUAAGAGUCAAUGAAGGUUUACCAAAGUUGAUAAAAUUAUUAAGUUCAACGUACGAACCUCUAUUGGAGAACAUACCCCUGGUGAUCAAAGAGUGCGCUCAAAACGAGGAAUGUAUGGACAUUAUUAACGACCCUGAACACAUCCUGGACGGUGUACGUUUAGUCUGGUCCUUACUGAAACAUCCCAGUGAUGUGAUUAAAAGAAAUGCUUGCCUCGCUUUGGUACCUUGUAUCAAAUACGCAAAAGAUUCCCCGGAAAUGGUACGGGCAUUCGUGGGUGGAUUGGAAUUAACUGUUAGCCUUCUUCAGAGCACAGACACCGCAGUGCUGAGCGCGGUAUGUGCCACCAUUGCUGAGAUCGCCACAGAUCCAGAAAAUCUUGGUAUUCUCAGUGAUCACGGUGUUGUGGAGGAAUUGUCGAAAUUAGUAGGAACGGAAGAUGAAAAUCUGCGUGCUAAUUUGACUUUAGCAAUAGCUCACUGUAGCGAAUGGGGUGAAAACAGUUAUAAAUUUGGCGAUCUGAAUGCAGUCGCACCACUUAUUACUUACAUGACCAGUAAAAAUAAAAACGUUCUUAGGGGAGUUUGUAUAGCUGCCUAUCAUUUAAGCAAAAAUCCUACAAACUGCAUCACCAUGCACUCCUCUGGGAUCAUAAAGCAUGUACUGCGGUUGGUAGGAUCAGAUGAUCCGGAAGUGCAAAUUGCUGCUGCAUCUACAAUUCGAAACAUUCGUAAACUUGCAUUAACAGCAGAAAAAUUACACUUUAAAGAGAUGUACGUAUCUCGUUUUAUGUGUAUCUAUUUUAUACUAAAGUAUAAUGUUCCUAUCUAUUGUUAUAUAAUCUAUAGAAACACACUGGAGGAGACAGAUUUCCUUCUGUAACAAUAACUCUCGACAUAUUCAACAGAAGAAUAAGAUUAAACUGAAGAGCAUAUAAUUGAAGCAAUUCAUUAGGAUUACAUCGAUACGUAUGAUUAUUCUUAUUUAUUAACAUAUUUACAUCUGUGUAUAAAAUAA
Messenger RNA from Osmia lignaria (orchard mason bee), 2406 nucleotides. It is a transcript of the gene gudu, whose product is annotated as Armadillo repeat-containing protein gudu. NCBI's taxonomy places the organism in Eukaryota, Metazoa, Arthropoda, Insecta, Hymenoptera, Megachilidae. Gene Ontology annotation, molecular function: protein binding. The record is from RefSeq and is a predicted model, not a curated record.